Molecule: messenger RNA, 536 nt
Organism: Harmonia axyridis
Lineage: Eukaryota; Metazoa; Arthropoda; Insecta; Coleoptera; Coccinellidae
Exons: 3
Coding region: 72-392 (106 amino acids)
Source: RefSeq, a predicted model, not a curated record
CGUCUGUCAGGGUUAUUUUUCUUCAGUUGAGUACGAUAAUUGAUAUUAUUCAGUUGUAUCUGUGUAUCAAUAUGAGGUCGUUUUUACUUAAAGAGAACAGAAUCGCCAUGACAUGCCUUUUGGUUCUAGUCGUUAUAUCCAGCAGUGCCCUUGCUUAUCCUUCACCAGGGGAGGACUAUAUUCUCACUGAAAAGGAAUAUUCGAGUCCUGGUGCCCACCAAUUGGCUAGCUGGUUGACAGCUCAAAGACGUCCAAAGGAAAUCACUGUAAUCAAGGACCUACCAGUUAUUCCAUAUCGUCUGCCUAUACAGGGUAAACGAAAUUCCGAGGUGACAAAUGCUAUCAUUCGGUCUGAGGAGACUCAGCGAAUGUAUAGGGAAGGAAGGAAAUAAGAAUAAGUUUCGAUAUAAUCAUUAUAACCAUAAAAAAAAAUUUCUUCAUAAGGAAUGGUAUUAUACUCACAUAAGGAUAAUGAAGAAGUAACUAUUAUAUUUAAAUCAAUGUUAUGUGUAUAUAAAAUAAAUCAGUAUUGAACA